Molecule: messenger RNA, 948 nt
Organism: Equus caballus (horse)
Lineage: Eukaryota; Metazoa; Chordata; Mammalia; Perissodactyla; Equidae
Source: RefSeq, a predicted model, not a curated record
AUGUCUUCCCAAAACCACACUAUAGUGAUGGAAUUCGCACUCUUGGGACUCACAAACAACCCAGUACUAGAGAAGAUCCUGUUUGGAAUAUUUCUGGUGAUCUACCUAAUCACGCUGGCAGGGAAUCUGUGCAUGAUCAUACUGAUCAGGACGAAUUCCCACCUCCAAACACCCAUGUACUUCUUCCUUAGCCACCUCUCCUUUGUAGACAUUUGUUAUUCCUCCAACAUUACUCCAAACAUGCUGUACAAUUUCCUCUCAGACCAGAAGACCAUCUCCUAUGCUGGAUGCUUCACACAGUGUCUUCUCUUCAUUGCCCUGGUGAUCACUGAGUUCUAUAUCCUUGCUUCGAUGGCAUUGGAUCGCUAUGUAGCCAUUUGCAACCCUUUACAUUACAGUACCAUAAUGUCCAAGAACAUUUGUAUCUCUCUAGUCACAGUCCAUUAUACUUAUGGCUUCCUCAAUGGACUCUCUGAGACACUGCUGACUUUUCACUUAUCUUUCUGUGGCUCCCUUGAAAUCAAUCAUUUCUACUGUGCUGAUCCUCCUCUUAUAAUGUUGACCUGCUCUGACACUUAUGUCAAAAAGAUGGCAAUGUUUAUAGUUGCUGGUUUUACUCUCUCAAGCUCCCUCUUCAUCAUUGUCAUGUCCUACCUUUUCAUUAUUGUAGCCAUCUUGAGGAUCCGUUCUCCUGAAGGCAAGCACAAAGCCUUUUCUACUUGUGGUUCCCAUCUGACAAUAGUCACUAUAUUUUACGGAACCCUCUUCUUCAUGUACUUAAGGACUCCAUCUAAGAAGUCUGUAGAGGAUUCCAAAAUAAUUGCAGUCUUUUAUACUUUUUUGAGCCCAAUGCUGAACCCAGUGAUCUACAGUCUAAAGAACAAGGAUGUGAUCCAGGCCGUGCAGCAAAUGAUUAAGGUAAAUCUCUUUCAUAAAAUUACCGUUUAA